AUGCAGUUCAAGAACGCUAUUGCCACGCUCGCACUUGCCGGUAUUGGAGGUGUAGAUGCUUUCUUCCGUAUCAACUGUGCUAAGAUCCAAGUUGGUCGUAUUGAUCCUAUUGUCAACCCCGGUGCCCUGGCCGCACAUUGCCAUACAAUCGUCGGUGGAUCAAACAUCGGUGUAAACGCAACUUUCGAUAGUUUGUUCAACUCAGAAUGUACCUCUUGUGAGAUAUCUGCAGACAAGUCUGCCUACUGGACGCCAAAUCUUUACUAUCAGCACACCAAUGGCUCUUUCGAGGAGGUUCCUCACGGCGGAAGUGUGAUCUACUACCUGGCUCGUGGUCAGAAUGCCAACGAUAUCAUCUCAUUCCCCAAAGGCUUCCAGAUGCUGUCAGGUAACAAAGCCUUGAGAGCCGCCAAUCAAUCAGGCAUGACUUGGGGAGACGCAACGCACCCCAACAGGCCUAAAUCUGAUGCCAUUAGUUUUGCUUGUCUAGCCGAAACCCCUGGCCCUGAGACACCCAACCUGCCUGUCGAUCCUCGUGUGUGUAUUAGCGGUUUGCGUGCUCAGAUUCACUUCCAGACUUGCUGGAAUGGUAAAGAUUUGUACAAAGCCGACAACAGUCAUGUUGCACACAUGUCUCAGAUCGACAAUGGAGUCUGUCCUCCAGACUACCCUUAUCAGUUCCCUCACCUGUUCCUCGAGACCAACUACGCAGUUGCUCAAGUCUCCAAUUUGAAUGACGGUGGUCGGUUCGUCUUCUCCCAAGGUGAUCCUACUGGUUAUGGCUUCCACGGUGAUUUCCAAAACGGUUGGGAUGAUGAUGUUCUCAAGAGCGCCAUUAACAACUGUCUUGUUGACGGUCAAGAUGACUCCGGUACUCUCGAUGAAUGUCCCGUUCUUCGGCCAUACUGGAAUCCAAACGCCGGCGACAAUUGCCCCGUGCAACCUCCUCAAAUCGCCGAACCAGCCACUGGUAUGAUCAGCAGACUUCCUGGUUGUGUUCAUGUCACCAAUGGCCCUGGUGCCGCCACAGCUGCUGACAUGGAGUGUCCGGCUGGCGUUCCUCUGGCCAGUAUCGUCAGAACGGUUGAUACGGUUCCACGACCCACCUACACGCCCACUGCUGGCACUCUCUUUGGCAAUAAAUUCAACAAGAUUGUUGGCUGUGGUAACGACUCGUACGUUAACAAUGGCUUCAGGAGUCUGAACGCAGUAUACACGACUUACCCUGGACUGACUGUCGAGUAUUGUCAGACUUGGUGUACCAAGCGUGGAUACCCCUACUCUGGUGUUGAGAACGGCAAUCAAUGUUUCUGCGAUCUUGUGAUCAACCCAGCAACCAUCGUCAAGGAUCAGACAGAUUUCCUCUCGGGCUGUAAUAUUGUGUGCCCUGGAAACCGCACUGAGCUCUGUGGUGGAGCCUUCUACAUGUCCAUCUACAAUAACACUGAUCCGAAUUUCAAAAGGACAACCAACCUUGCCAACUCCGUUAUUCAACUCACUUAUCCUGUCGCUCCCUUUAACUCAGCAUAUGUGGGUUGCGCCAGUGAAGCCAACAACGGACGUACCCUGAACGGCACAUCUUUGGUCAAUGCCAACAUGACCAUCGCCCAAUGUGCUGCUCUCGCCGCCGCCAACAACGCCGCCUUCUACGGCCUCGAAAACGCAGAUGAGUGCUACACUGGCAAUGGUUUCGCCUCUGGUGGUAUGAUUGUAGAUAACACCACCGACUAUACCAAAUCACAAUGCUACAGCCGCUGCGCAGGAAACUUUACUCAAAUCUGCGGUGGUGGUGGAAAAUUAUCGGUAUACAGCAACCCUGCGUACAAGCCUGUGACUGUUGUACCCAGUGUGGGUAAAUACAAGAGCAAGGGAUGUUUGCAGGAGCCGACCAGUGGGUCAAGGGCUCUUACUGGUGCUAGUACCACUGAUAUUCUGAUGACUGUCGAGAAGUGCAUCAAAUUUUGCUUGGGCAAUCGCCACAAGUAUGCUGGUAUCGAGUACGGCCAACAAUGCUACUGUGGAGACAGCAUCUCUCCAGGCGCCGUCGCGCAGAAGACGUGUGAUACACCAAAUCUGAUGGUCUGUCCUGGUAACAAGUUGGAGUACUGUGGUGCAGGUAACUUGCUCAACCUCUACUACUCUUCAACAUUGUAA
Aureobasidium namibiae CBS 147.97 is the source of this 2154-nucleotide messenger RNA. RefSeq names its product WSC-domain-containing protein. The coding region runs from base 1 to 2154 and encodes 717 amino acids. The transcript has 3 exons. NCBI's taxonomy places the organism in Eukaryota, Fungi, Ascomycota, Dothideomycetes, Dothideales, Saccotheciaceae. The record is from RefSeq and is a predicted model, not a curated record.